CUUCCUUCUCUUAUAUAUAUGCUGUAAACACAGAACAGUAAUGACAAUUAUUUGACAUUUGAUUUGACAAUUCGUGCACUCAACAAAAAAGUUUUCACUACAAUUAUUACUAAAAAUGUCGAAUAUUAUUGAUGUACUAACCGAAAUGGGGUUUAGCCGUCAAAGAGCGGAACUUGCAAUUGCUGCCACGAAGGCUACCGAAGUCGAACAAGUGAUGGAGUGGUUACUGACCAAUGAAGAACCAGAACUUUCAAUUCCAGAGCGGAUAGACACCGAAACAGCUCCCGAAAACAAAGAUUCGGAAAGUGUAGAAGAAAAGGCAAAUGUGGAACCGCAAGAAAAGCAAGUGGUAGCUAGAUCAAUUAAAUGUGAUGACUGCGGUAAACUAUUCACGUCAACUUUGGAAGUAGAAUAUCACAGUACAAAAUCUGGUCAUAGUAAUUUCUCAGAGUCCACCGAGGAAAAAAAGCCGUUAACCGAGGAAGAAAAGAAAGAGCAGUUGGCAAAAAUUGAAGCUAAACUUAAACAGAGGCGCUUAGAGCGUGAGGAACGUGAAAGGGUUGAGGCAUUGGAACGAGAGAAAGGUCGUAUUCGAUCUGGUAAAGAUUUGUUAGAAGCUAAACGUAAGCACGAGGAGGCAGAAAUUAAAAAAAUGGUAGAACAAAAAAAUAGGGAGAAACAAGAAGAGAAGAUGGCGAAAGAACGUGUCAGGCAGCAAAUUGAGCAGGAUAAAAUCGCUAGGAAAUCUUUGUUUCAACAGAAGACUGAACAGCCCUUGUGUGUUCCGGUUGCACCUGCUAAACCAAUUAUAAACUAUUCUGAAGUUAAGCUUUGCAUACGAUUGACUAAUGGUAAAACGCUCACUCAAACCUUUGGGGCAAAAGAACCACUUUCGGCGGUUCGUGUAUUCAUUGAAAUGAACCGUACAGAUGAGUCCGGGCCAUUUCAACUUCGCCUUUCUUAUCCUGUUAAAAUAUUUACCACUGACGACUAUGAUAAACCGUUAGAAAUGUUAGACUUGGCACCAAGUGCUGUGCUUGUCGUUUCUAAAACGUAACAACUGUCUGAAAUGUGUUUUUAAUAAAGAAUUAUGUAAUGGA
Molecule: messenger RNA, 1100 nt
Organism: Photinus pyralis (common eastern firefly)
Lineage: Eukaryota; Metazoa; Arthropoda; Insecta; Coleoptera; Lampyridae
Product: UBX domain-containing protein 1
Exons: 2
Coding region: 116-1057 (313 amino acids)
Molecular function (GO): protein binding
Source: RefSeq, a predicted model, not a curated record